UGGUGGGUUACGCAUUAGUCAGUAUAUUACUACUGGUGGGUUACGCAUUAGUCAGUAUAUUGCUACUGGUGGGUUACACAUUAGUCAGUGUAUUGCUACUGGUGGGUUACGCAUUAGUCAGUGUAUUGCUACUGGUGGGUUACGCAUUAGUCAGUGUAUUGCUACUGGUGGGUUACGCAUUAGUCAGUGUAUUGCUACUGGUGGGUUACGCAUUAGUCAGUAUAUUGCUACUGGUGGGUUACGCAUUAGUCAGUAUAUUACUACUGGUGGGUUACGCAUUAGUCAGUAUAUUACUACUGGUGGGUUACGCAUUAGUCAGUAUAUUUCUUUGCACAUGCAUAAUCUAUUUAAUUUGUUAAUAUGUUUAUGUUUUUCUAUACUCUGUAUAUAUAUGCAAAGAUUGUGAAAAUAAAUCAACUAAGUAAAUACUGUACAUUAAAAUUGCUGUAGUGAGAUAUGAAUUGAGACAGGUAGAUACUGUACAUUGCUGUAGUGAGAUAUGAACGUCUUUGUGAAAAAUAUAACACUGUGGCCUUUUCUUUGCUCACAUAUUUCUGAAUGAGCAAAACUUUUUGAUAGACCUUUUAUGUUUAAGUAUUUGUAGGAAGCUGUUGCAUUAUGAAAUUGAAAAAGUUAAUAUAUAUCUGACAUAAUCUGUGGCAUAAAUAACUUCCAUAAAUAUUUUUGGACAUUUUCAAAUCAAAUGCUUAAGUUUUAACUCAGAUAAGAUUUUUCUUUCACAAUAAUCUCAAGAAGUAGCAUGUACAUGUAUUUAUUAAAGGUGGAAAAACACGUGUUCGUGUUUAUUUAUACGUGUAAUCUAUUGGUUGUAAUGCUGGUCACCUUGUCAGGUGACAUUUAAAUAUUCAUAGCACGGGUUUUAACUGACCGCUGUUAGCGCGGAAAGAUUUAUAGCCAUUCGAAGGCUCUUUUAAGUGCAGAUAACACGUCUUUUUUACUCUCUCUAUGACACGUAAUAUGGGCGAUUCGGGUGACGAGCUGACUUUAGAUACUGAUAGAUUGAAAAAAGAAAACACAGGAGGGAAUUCUACACUGGAAGUCUCAGAUAUUGUCAAAUUAUUUACGGGAGUUAUACAGUCCCAAUUUAAAACUUUCUCGGGACAAUUAAAAGCCGAGCAGUCAGAGUCGAUUUCAAAGAAGCUAAAAGAAAAUUCUCUGCACAAGAUCAAGUCCGAAGGUAACCGAAUUCAAUUUGAGUUUAAUGCUGAGUUACUAGAGGGCUUAGAGAAAUUAGAGUCGAGAGCCUUUGAUUUGAAAGAUUCGGAGUCAUUGAGCACUAUUUCCGACCUAAGUAAAAAACUGAAAACUCGUCAGAAGCAUAUACGCAUAGCAGACUCGUCUCCUGCAGGGUGGAAAACCGUCAACGAAUAUCAGUGUAACGAAAUCGCAGACAACUCUGAUGAUGAAAAGAAGAUCCGCAGUGCAGAAAACAGGGCCCUCAGACACCAAAAGCAGAACAAGAGAUUUCAACCUUAUGGGACGCAAAAAACACCAGCAGCAGCGGGAUCUCCAGCUCAAUUGGCUUUUCCUGGGGCUUCUAAUACUUUUCAACCCUUUCCUGCAUUUCAACAGCAGCAACAACAGCCAUUUCUCUAUGGCCAGGGCAGAAACAAGCAGUCAAGGAGACAGCCUAUGCCGUACGACGUUUGUUUCAACUGUUUCGCAACAGGGCACUGGAAGUCCAACUGCCCAAAGGGAAAGGCCACUCAAAGUCAAUGAUAAGUAUACAGGUUGUUUGACUUGUGUUGUUGAAAAGAGUAAAACGGAAUGCGGUAUAAAACAUAGUCUAAAAAGGCAUUACAGUAAAUGGGAGGAAAUAGGGGCUUUUCAAUAUAUUUUGAAAAUAGUACAUUCUGGUUAUGAAAUUCCUUUUGUCUCCAUACCACCGUCUAUGAAUUUUAGAAAUAAUAAAUCUGCACAAAUUAACGCUGAUUUUGUCACAUCAGAAAUAUCUCAGUUAAUUAAGGCGGGUUGUGUCGUAGAAGUUACAAACAAACCAUAUAUUGUAAGUCCUCUCAGCGUAGCAGAAAACAGGUCGAAAAAGAGAUUGAUACUAGAUUUGAGUAGACUGAAUAAUUAU
Ostrea edulis (European flat oyster) is the source of this 2101-nucleotide messenger RNA. RefSeq lists its product as uncharacterized. The transcript has a single exon. Bases 967 to 1740 code for a protein of 257 amino acids. Gene Ontology annotation, molecular function: zinc ion binding; nucleic acid binding. NCBI's taxonomy places the organism in Eukaryota, Metazoa, Mollusca, Bivalvia, Ostreida, Ostreidae. The record is from RefSeq and is a predicted model, not a curated record.